CUACAACCAACCACCCCGGCUAAAAUCAUAGAACUUCUACCCCACAUCCUCUCCAACAGAAUUAUAUACGACCAAGAAAAUGGGCCUCAUCGACUUCCUCAAAGAGAUCCUCCGCCCGGGCAACGGGAUCGACUACCCCCAGAAGGGCGACAUGGUCACCGUCCACUACCACGGGUAUCUGCAUGAUCCGACGCGGUCGUGGGGACGGGGAAGGCGAUUCGACAGCAGCAUCAAGCGCGGAUAUCCGUUUACGUUUCAGCUCGGGAUGGGGACGGUGAUCAAGGGUUGGGAAGUUGGGAUCCUUGGGAUGAGUCUGGGUGAGAAAGCGCUCUUGACUUUCGGACCGCACUAUGGGUACGGGGAGAAGGGCGCCCCGCCAUUCAUCCCCGGAAAUGCAAAUCUGGUCUUCACGGUGGAAUUGUUAGCGAUUAAUGGACGGGGGCUGGACUCCGGAAGUGAUUCAGAGUGAACAUAGCCCUUGCAGACGCGUGUAUGAUAUGUUGACUUGAACAGUCAAAGG
Aspergillus uvarum CBS 121591 is the source of this 520-nucleotide messenger RNA. RefSeq names its product FKBP-type peptidyl-prolyl cis-trans isomerase. Lineage: Eukaryota; Fungi; Ascomycota; Eurotiomycetes; Eurotiales; Aspergillaceae. Gene Ontology annotation, molecular function: peptidyl-prolyl cis-trans isomerase activity. The transcript has 6 exons. The record is from RefSeq and is a predicted model, not a curated record. Bases 80 to 469 code for a protein of 129 amino acids.